GCUACCCGCUGCUACCCGCCGAGCCCUCUGGCUGCUGGGGACCGAGCACCGACAGACAUCGAGCCCGACCGAACGACGCCGAAGCCGGACGCGAACAUGGCGGCUUAACGCUCGCAGCGGAGAGGACCGGGCUCAAUCCGUGUUCCGGGUUUUUUUUUCCGGGGGGGAGUGCGCUGUCAACAGCCUCCGUGACAUGUGAGAUGUGCCCGACAGGAUUCUAACUGUGCGUUACUGCAGCUAACUAGCUAGCGGCUACCACCCCCCCCCCCCCCCUCCUCCUCCUCCUCUCUAUCACAUUUAUUUAUGGUGACUGGUUCGAUCUGUUUUCUCAACCGUCUCGCGUCCCGACCGGAGGAAGAUGAAGAAGUUCAACAUCAGGAAGGUGCUGGACGGGCUGACAGCCUCGUCCUCCUCCGCCGCCUCGCACUCCGCUGGCUCCCGGGAAAGCGACGCCGUGCAGGAGGCUCUCCAGUCGGAGCAUUUCCAGCUUUGCAAGACUGUGCGUCAUGGCUUCCCAUAUCAACCGUCCUCGAUGGCUUUUGACCCCGUGCAGAAAAUCUUGGCCGUCGGGACCCAGAACGGAGCUUUGAGGCUCUUUGGCCGCGCUGGUGUGGAGUGCUACUGUCAGCAUGAGAGUGGUGCUGCUAUCAUCCAGCUCCAGUUCCUGAUCAACGAGGGGGCGCUGGUGAGUGCCUUAGCUGAUGACAGCAUCCACCUGUGGAACCUGAGGCAAAAAAUCCCAGCUAUCCUGCAUUCUCUCAAGUUCAGCAGGGAGAGGAUCACAUACGUCCACCUGCCCUUCCAGAGCAAAUGGCUUUACAUCGGCACAGAAAGAGGAAACAUCCACAUUGUCAACGUGGAGUCCUUCACCCUCUCAGGCUACGUCAUCAUGUGGAACAAAGCCAUCGAACUAUCCACUAAGACACACCCAGGGCCUGUAGUGCACAUCAGCGAUCACCCCAUGGAUGAGGGAAAGCUUCUGAUUGGAUUUGAAUGUGGUGUAGUGGUGUUGUGGGAUUUGAAGUGCAAAAAAGCUGACUACCGCUAUACUUAUGAUGAGGCCAUCCACUCAAUCGCCUGGCACCAUGAAGGAAAACAGUUUGUUUGCAGCCACUCCGAUGGCUCUCUGACCACAUGGAAUGUACGAGCCCCAGCCAAGGCUGCACAGAUCAUCACGCCACAUGGGAAGCAGCCUAAGGAUGGAAAAAAACCAGAACCUUGCAAACCUAUCCUGAAGGUGGAGUACAAAACAACGAGGGCUGGGGAACCAUUCAUGAUCCUGUCUGGAGGUCUGUCUUACGAUACAGUGGGGAGGAGAGCCUGUCUGACUGUGAUGCAUGGAAAGAGCACUACCGUCCUGGAGAUGGACUACCCCAUUGUAGAUUUCCUAACGCUGUGUGAAACUCCUUAUCCAAAUGACUUUCAGGAGCCUUAUGCUGUGGUGGUCCUGCUCGAAAAGGAUUUAGUUUUAAUAGACCUCGGACAGAUUGGGUAUCCAAUUUUUGAAAAUCCAUAUCCUCUGACUAUCCAUGAGUCACCAGUGACCUGCUGUGAGUACUUUGCUGACUGCCCUUCUGAACUUAUCCCUGCACUUUACUCCGUUGGCAGUCGGCAAAAGAGACAAGGCUACAGCAAGAAGGAAUGGCCCAUUAGUGGUGGAAACUGGGGCCAAGGCACACAGAGUUACCCAGAGAUCAUAAUCACAGGACAUGCUGAUGGGACAAUCAAAUUUUGGGACGCCUCAGCAUUAAUGCUUCAAGUGCUGUACAAGCUGAAGACUGCCAAGGUGUUUGAGAGGGCUCGUGGUAAAGAAGAGAAGCCGAGCACAGAUAUCGUAGACGAGGACCCAUUUGCCAUCCAGACCUUGUCCUGGUGCCCUGAGAGCAGGAUGCUCUGUGUGGCCGGAGUGUCAGCGCACGUUAUCGUCUAUAGAUUCAGCAAGCAAGAAGUCACCACUGAAGUUGUGCAGCUCCUGGAGGUGCGGAUGCAGUGUGACUUUAGCGAUGUGGACUCUCCUGAUCCUGGGGGGGAGCAGACUCCCACCCUACCAACACCAGGAUCUGCCUCCAGCCCUCAGGAGACUGAGCUGCCCACUCAGCCCUCAACAGGCAGCAACUCCUUGGAUGGACACCGGGACAACGUACCCUGUCUGCAGGUGCGGAGCUCCCCGCUGAAGCAGUCUCCGGGCUACCAGGUGGAGCUGGUGAUCCAGCUGGUGUGGGUGAGCGGGGAGCCACCUCAGCAGAUCACCAGCCUGGCUAUCAACUCCUCAUAUGGCCUUGUUGUGUUUGGAAACAGCAACGGUCUGGGUGUGGUGGACUACCUCCAGAAAACUCUGCUCCUCAACAUGGGCACGUCCGAGCUGUACAGCCCAUCUGACCCCUACCAGAGGCAGCCCUGCUCCCCACGCAAAGCUCGGCAGCUCUCUGGAGGAAUUAGCGAGUCCAAUGAAGGAUCCAACGCGACAGAGGACCGCUGCAAAUCCCCUACUUCAGGAUCUACCUCACCAUGCAAUUCAGAUGAUGAACGAAAACAGAAGUUCAUUGAGAAGGUGAAGUUAAAAAGCAGACGCUUUUCCAAGACGGUUGCCAAUGACUUUGCCAAGAUGUCUCGGAAAAUUAGCCAGACUAGUGAGCAAAAGCCAGACCAUGAGGAGGGCUUCCAACGAUGGCGCUCUCUCACAUGUAAGAAGAGCAUUAAUUGUAUGACCAAAGGCCAGGCAGCGUCCAGGAUGAGCCAGAAGGCGGACGUAUGUAGAACUAAGUCUGCUCCCGACUCCUAUGCCAAGGACAACUCGUUCACCCGCUCGCGUAGUUCAAGUGUAACCAGCAUAGAGAGAGAAUCUCGAGAGGUCAUCUCCGCCUUUCACUUCUGUGAGAGUUUUCCCAGGAAGACGGACAGCCUGCUCAGCCCCUGUCUGCUGGUGGGAACCACCCAGGGCUCUGUGAUGAUGGUGGCCCUCAGCCUGCCCGGAGGGGACAGCAGGCUGCAGCAGCCGGUCGGCAUCUCCUCCUGCGGAACUCUAGUCAAACUGAAAGGAGGCAUUUUGACGAUGGCCCUGCUGGACUCCACUGGAACUCUGCUGCCCCCUUCCUAUGAGCCAUGGUAUGACCCAAACGCCUCAGAUGAAGAGAAAGAGAAGGAGAAGAGCCGGAGGCGCAGGCCAGCCUCCCCUCCCUCGUCACAGGAGGGUCAGGACCACCAGUUCGCCGUGCUGUGUUCGGAGAAACAGGCCAAGGUGGUGGCCCUGCCCUCUCAAACCCGCAUCCACAAACACAGCAUCACAGAGAGCUCCUUCUUGCUAAGGGCUGAUGUUGUGCUGAUGGCCGGAGAGAACUGCAUUGCCUGUUUCUGUGCUAAUGGGCAUAUCAUGACUCUGAGUUUACCCAGUCUACGGCCUAUGUUGGAUGUGAACUACCUGCCGCUGACGGACAUGCGGAUAGCCAGAACGUUCUGCUUCUCUAACUUAGGUCAAGCCCUGUACCUCACGUCCCCCACCGAGUUCCAGAGGAUCACCUACAGCCAGGACACCUGCAACAACCUGCAGGAAAUGCUCGGUGAGUUAUUUACCCCUGUGGAGACACCAGAGGCUCCGAACAGAGGUUUUUUCAAAGGCCUUUUUGGUGGAGGAACUCAGUCUCUGGACAGGGAGGACCUCUUUGGAGAAACAGCUUCAGGUAAGGCCUCGCGCAGCCUGGCACAGCACAUCCCUGGCCCAGGCGGCAUGGAGGGCAUGAAGGGGGCUGCGUCAGGGGUGGUGGGCGACCUGGCCCGCGCCCGGAUAGCUCUGGACGAGAGAGGGCAGAAGCUGGGCGAGCUUGAUGAGAGAACGGCAGCCAUGUUGGCCAGCGCAGACUCCUUCUCCAAACACGCCCAUGAUAUGAUGCUGAAGUAUAAAGAUAAAAAGUGGUACCAGCUCUGAUGGCAGCGUGUGGAGCAUCGAACUCUGUUAACACCAGUGUCUCCAUGGAGCUGCAGGUCCCUCUUCUUCUCUUCUCUAUUUCUGUCCACGUGGUGGUGGUGGUGGGGGGGAUUCUGCUUACCAGACCCAUGCUUUAAUUCUCAGCACAAUAUCAUACACUCUGCAUUACCUCAGUCACCGGAGGACAGCUGAGGAGCAGACACUGGUGGACCCAGCGUAACCAGAAUGGAGAGGAAAUGGAAGAAGAGAAGCUCUUCGGAUUCUCUCUUUUCAUUUCAGCGGAGAGCGCUGAUGUUCACGUAGCACCAGUCCGACGAACAGGAGAGAGAGAGAGAGGACCUUCCAUAUCCAUCCAUCAUGCGCUCAUAUAUAGCUCACAUAUAUAUCCACGCACCCUGCUGUUUUUGUUCUGAAGGAGGAAAGACUAUACUGCAAAACAUGUACUUGUGGUGGCCUGAUUGCGAUCAUUCCCCCCCCACACACCCCCCCCCCCUUCCUGUGCCCUUUAUGGUGUCUGCGAAACAUAGUGGACUCAAAUGAGGAGAAAAGUCUGAUGACCCCUUGUACUUCAAAAUCUAAUCAAGUCAAUGAAGUUGUUCGUUUCUGUAGGAAUGAUUGUAUCAGUGAAGGACUUGUGUUUGUUUGUUUUGUCCCUUUCUUAAUUAUUUUUGUCAGUCUGUGUUUGUCCUUUUUGUCCAGAAAGGGCCUUUCAAGCACUUAGAGCCGUGAUAAAAAAAAUGGACAGGGAGAUGAUGAAUCUUAUUGCCUCUCACUGAGUUAAGGGCUAGUAGUACGCUAGUUCAUCACCGACCGUUCCUUUUAAGAGCAUUUUCCAACCAAGUUGUUUUAGGUGAGAAAGAUAAAUUAUGUGUUUUCUGAGAAGUCACUUUGGUUUUAUUUAAAAAAAAUUCAGUUAUUUAUUGGAGCAGUUUAAUAGAUAGGAAUUAAAUGAGUUUGUAUGUUGGGCAUUACAUUUUUUUUUUCCUCAUCUGGUAGUAAAAUGAGCAAAAAAAGUGCUGAAAGUGUUUACCCCCCCAUUACGAGUUUACAUCAAUCUAUCAGAAAAAUUAAGAGUUAUUACACUGGAGAACUCCUGAAGGUCUUUAUAUACUUCUAGCUUUCAUGGGGCUGUUGCUAUGUCACGUAUGAGAAGGAUGAUAAUGUUGAAGGGCAAGAUAAAGAUUGUCCUUAAUGUAAUAAGCAUAAAUGUAUAUUUUGGUUACAAUUUUAAGUUUUUUGUGAUAAAGAUUUUAUCUAUACAUGAUUAUUCAAAGUUCUUUCUUUUCUUUUAUUUGUUUGUUUUCGGUCAUAGCUGAAGUUGAUUUUGGUCUUGUUUCUCAAUGUGUAGGUUAAAAAAGCAUGUGUCUCUCACAGCACAAUGGAAAUGGUAUAGCUGUCUUUGUGUGUGUGUGUGUGUAGCUGCCAGUAGGAAGGACCCACAGCACGGCAGUGUCCCACUCAGUGCCAGCGGUCAUCUUUCUCUUCUGCCUUCGCCUCAUGACGCAUAUAUGCUAACCUCUACCUAUGUGUAUAUCUGUGUGUUUGUGAACAUACAUAUAUUUAAAGAAUAUGUGUAUGGGCACCAAUAUUUAUAGUACUACAAAGAUACAGUGUAUUACAAUAGGUCCUUUGAGGUAUUUGUGUUUGCUUGACAGUGUUUUUUCAAUGUGAUUAACUAGACUUCUACUGUAAUAUGAUUUCGGUUCCAUGAGGUGCAAGGAUAUGCUGCUAUUCUGUGUCGACGUAGGAGCAUUAUCAGUUUGUCUUUUAUUUUGAAAAGAGAGAAUAGACCUCUGUCAGUCUAGGUCGCUGCCAAAUGUUGUAAAUAACAGGGACAGCUGGACACAAAUCUGACAGUGCAGGUUCAGGGCAACGUGACAUUCUGUACGCUUGCAGCCAUGUUCUUUUCCGACACCAAAGAGUUGCUUAAUUUCACAGAGUUGUCUUGAUUUUCCCAAAUGGUGUGAGAGUCAGUCUGGAUUCCUGGGACAGCACUACUAAGCCAAGAAGUCAACUGUGUGUAGGGGUGAAAACAGAUCAGCUUUAGCUUCUUCCUGCAGGCGUGACACCCUCAUUGCUGUCCCAGGCUGCUGUUGGCGUGUUCAGACGGCAGUGGAUUUGAAGAGUUCAUUCCAAAAUGAGAUAUCCACCAAAGAAAAUCAUGUAAGACAGACUCAUGGCAAACGGUCGCAGGCAUAAGGUUAAACUCGAGAGAUACUGUGAGAGGUUUUGAGACGUUUUCUUAGAUUGGAGAGUAUUAAACCGUGUAGACAUAGGAGAGGUUUCAGUUAAACCCAAAAAAUGUUUUUCUCCCAAGAUGGAUAUAAAGCAUUUUGGAAUAAAACCCUUCACUUUUAACUGGCUGGUUUUAAUCUGCUCUUCUAAAAACUACUGAGAUAAACCCAGACAGAGCAGGGAUGUGGGUUUUGCACUAUUUUUUGUACUUAGAAUUAUUUUGUUAGUAUGAUUUUUAAUGUGUUUUAAUUCUUUCGUGUCCCAUUUUCUUCUUUUUGAAAGGACCAAACCAUGACAGAACUUAUGCUUAUCUAUGUCAUUUGCCAAUUAUGUUGAUUGCUUCACUCUCAGAUUUGUUUUCAGUGUAAGGUUAA
Messenger RNA from Limanda limanda (common dab), 6531 nucleotides. It is a transcript of the gene stxbp5b, whose product is annotated as syntaxin binding protein 5b (tomosyn). The transcript has 29 exons. Gene Ontology annotation, biological process: regulation of exocytosis; regulation of protein secretion. Gene Ontology annotation, cellular component: cytoplasm; SNARE complex; plasma membrane. Bases 359 to 3922 code for a protein of 1187 amino acids. Gene Ontology annotation, molecular function: GTPase activator activity; myosin II binding; syntaxin binding. The record is from RefSeq and is a predicted model, not a curated record. NCBI's taxonomy places the organism in Eukaryota, Metazoa, Chordata, Actinopteri, Pleuronectiformes, Pleuronectidae.